Molecule: messenger RNA, 945 nt
Organism: Aspergillus glaucus CBS 516.65
Lineage: Eukaryota; Fungi; Ascomycota; Eurotiomycetes; Eurotiales; Aspergillaceae
Product: glutaredoxin family protein
Exons: 1
Coding region: 331-639 (102 amino acids)
Source: RefSeq, a predicted model, not a curated record
ACGCAGUCCUCGUCCGCGUUGGAGAAUUCUUUGCCGCACCCUUUGUGGACACACUUGGAUGCCAUUUUGCAACCUAACGCGAGUAUCCUGUAGAUUCAACGAGCGAAGGAAAAACUUAUAUGAUAGAAAAAAAUUGAAAUCGGGAGCAAAAGUUGGGAAACUUCGUUUGCUGCUUCAAUUAUCGCCAAUCAAUCCCGAUCAAGCUUAGUGCGGAGAGCUCGAAGAUUCCACCGAGUUGGAGAAAAACAAAAGCACAUCUACCACCCGAUCAGACCCAUUCAGUCUAUUCAACGCAGUUCAACUUACGCACUACUUUGUACACAAUUGAAAAUGUUUCCUACAAGAGCCCUCCUUCAAGCCGCCCGCGUCACUCUCUUCACCCGCGCCGGCUGCGGGCUCUGCGACACAGCCAAACACACCGUCGUCCAACUGAACAAGCGCAAACCCUUCAACUACGAGGAAUUGGACAUCAUGAAUCCUGUCAACAAACAAUGGAAAGAUGUUUACGAGUUCGAUGUGCCCGUUCUCCAUGUCCAGUCUGUCCGAGACCAGCAGAUCUCCGAUUUGAAGAAGCUGUUCCAUCGGUGGACCGAACAGGAGGUUGAGAAUUUGGUCGACGAGGCGGAGAAGAAACAAUAAUUUAUUCGCAUACGCGUGGAUAAUACAAGAUGGUUAUGCAAGAUACUCUAUUUGGAUAUCAUUAUCUUCUGAUAAAGUGGGGGGGGGGUCUAGGAGCUGGCGGUUUCCAGCGCGUUAGAAAGGAAUGUGGGAAGGGCGACAACAUCAGCAACAACGGAGAUCUACAGAGAGAGUUAGUGAUAUUCUACACGUCUUAGUGAUGUGUCUCUUACCAUGUGGAAGCCCUGGUCCGCGUACUUCUUCGCAGCUGCACCGCCCGCGCAGUAAAUACCGACUCUCUUACCAUUGUCCACAGCUGCCUUGUAU